Messenger RNA from Spodoptera frugiperda (fall armyworm), 1341 nucleotides. Its product is annotated as THAP domain-containing protein 1. NCBI's taxonomy places the organism in Eukaryota, Metazoa, Arthropoda, Insecta, Lepidoptera, Noctuidae. The coding region runs from base 292 to 1284 and encodes 330 amino acids. The transcript has 5 exons. The record is from RefSeq and is a predicted model, not a curated record.
UUAUGUCAUUCAAUCAUUCAUUGCCACAAUUUUUCAAUGAAAGCGUAGGUAUUUAAAAACCACAAAAACUUACAAAUAACGCGAUUACAAGUUACAAAUGAUAUAAGAUUGUGUUAUUCAAAGUAAACACUUUUGUUGUUUUCGUUGUUAUAGUAUAAGUUGUAUCAGCAAAAUGUUAACAUAGUGUAAAUAAAAGAGCGAUUAACCUAUUUUGUUAAGGUUUUUCGCUGCCGGCCAUUCCAACCUCUAGUGUAAAGGGCCAAGUAAUAAACUAAACUUGUUUUAAAAACGAUGAAUACAACACAGACUUAUAAAAUGAAGGAGAAUACAACGGAGCACGGCGAUAAUAAAGCCAAAUCUACGCCUAUCGCUAUGGUGGCACCAGAACUGAAACAGAAUGCGGAUGCUGACACAGAAAUAACUAAAGCCUGUGCUGUGUUGGGAUGUGAAGACUUCAAGAAUUUGGAUGCUGAGUCUUUCUUUAGGUUUCCAGAAGACGCAAACCUGAGACAGAUUUGGACGGACCUGACAGGUCGCAACAACUGGACUCCAACGGACUACUCGUAUAUUUGUAUGCAACACUUCUCCAUCGACUGCUUCAAGUGUGAUGAGAAUGACCAGAUGGUGCUAGUUGAUAAAGCUGUUCCAUCUCUUAAGUUACCUAGACAUGUUUUAGAGGUUGAAUACAUAGAUGAGGAAACCCUGGACAAUGAAGAAGACGAUUACAUGUCUACUGAUGAGGAUGAAGAGAAACAAAACAAUACUUCCUUAGACCUGAACAUACCUCAGAAAGAACUAGAUAGCAUUGAGCUGCUCAAACUAUUCUCUGAAGUCCAAAGGCUGCAAAGACAGGCAGUGGGGCUAAAGGACAAACUUAAAUACAACAUGAAGGUACAUAACAGACAGAACAGGUUCCUGAAGAGAAUAAAGGAAAUUAUUGAGAUGAAGAAGAAGGUGUUGAACCAGAAACGCAAGAAAAAGUGCAGGAUCCUCCUGUCCUUACAAGAUAAAAUUAAGGAGGACACAACAGGACUGGUGCUUGCCAUGCCCAUGCGACAGACAGAAGACUUGAAAAACUUCGCCCUAAGCAUCUACAAAUACUCCCCACAAGCCUACAUUUACAUUAGGAACACGUUACGAACGAUGUUGCCAAGUACUGAGAUUCUAGAUGCAUGGAUCACCGCGGGUUACCAGCCUAAAAAUGUUAUUUCCAAUAGCAACCUGAUAAAAGUGGUUGCUGAACAAACAGAGACACAACUUUCAUGUAAAGUUAUGAUAGGAUAAUAAGUGUAAAUCACGGAAAUAUUGUUUUUUAAAUAAACUAGGAAUUUUACCAAUUUA